AUGUCUAGCAUCGAGGAAUUACGCAAUCGCUUUUCGGAAGCCCUCUCUCAAGAGAAUGUCGAGGGCUUUUUGGAUGUUUUGAAAUAUAUGGAUGUACAGGUCGAUAGGUCGGAAGCUCAGGGUCGAACACUGCUAUGGUACUAUGUGAAGAUGCGUGACUAUAAGAAAGUCGAGUUCCUUAUUAAGUGUGGCGCGAACCCUACUGUGGCAGACUCUAAAGGGCUAGCACCCAUUCAUGUUGCUUUCAUGCAGGGUGAAGUCAUCGACAGAAUCAUAGCACAGAUGUUACUGCAUUCGCGACCGACUGUUCCUGUAUCCGAGUUGCUUCAGAACGGCCCGAGUCUUGAUAAACUUUUUUCAAACCACGCCAAUACUCCUGACAGCGCCAAUGCCAUGAGGUUUCUUCUGAAGUUGGGUGCAGAUGUCAAUACUAUUCUUAACUCGGACGACGAAACACCGUUGAUGCAAGCAGUGCGCUACGGUGACCUCAAAGUCAUCAAAGUACUGCUAAAGCACAGGAACAUCAAUCUCUACGCGGAAAAUCGGUAUGGGUACACGGCAUUGCAUGUUGCUACUUGUCACGGUCAGCUAGGUGCAGUCAAUUUGCUCCUAUCCAGUGAACGCCUUGACGUGAAUUGCAGGGACCGCCUAGGCAACUCUGCCUUCUGGCUAUCUGUACACCUUAGGCAUGACGAUAUCAGCAAGCGGUUUCUCAAUGACAGCAGAUUAGAUGUCAAUUUCAGGGGUGGCACCAAUCCGCAACAGCAAACUACAGCCCUCUAUAUGGCCUGUUUUUGGACGAAUGUCCGGAUGGUCUCCUGUAUCCUUUCGUCGACAAAUUUACACAAAGUGAAUCCAAACAUUCAAGGAGAAAACAGAAAAAGUCCUCUUGGAAUUGCUGCGUACCAAGGUGCCUAUGAGGUAGUGAAAAUGCUGCUCAAGGUAGACGGUAUUCAGAUCAACGCAAAUGACGAAAAAGAAGACGAUCCUCUGUGGCUGGCAAUUCAAACGCGUUCAAUGUCGGUAGUUGAACUUUUCUUGAACGACAGCCGACUUGACAUUAAUUGCCAGAACAACCAAAAGGGAGAUACUUAUCUCAUUGCGGCAGCUCGAGAUAACCAUUUUCCCCUUGUGAAGAGGCUACUCGAAAUUAAGGGCAUUGAGCCUAAGAGAAGGAACAAGGAGGCUCAAAGUGCGCUAGAGAUCGCCCAUGAACUAGAUCACCCCCACAUCGUUCAAAUGAUGGCCGGUAGAGGAAGUGCGUGCUGA
This is a messenger RNA of Penicillium argentinense, 1269 nucleotides long. RefSeq lists its product as uncharacterized. The transcript has 2 exons. The record is from RefSeq and is a predicted model, not a curated record. Bases 1 to 1269 code for a protein of 422 amino acids. Lineage: Eukaryota; Fungi; Ascomycota; Eurotiomycetes; Eurotiales; Aspergillaceae. Gene Ontology annotation, molecular function: protein binding.